AUGGGUUCAAAUCUGUCGAAAAUACAAGAGCGAGGCAUUGACAAGCUCAGCUACGAAAUCUUCUCCAUCCUAGAGAGCAAAUUCCUCUUUGGCUACAACGAUCAAAGCUCUAGGUUCCCAAGCCGAUCGCUCUCUCGGCCACCGAAGCUCAACCUCAAGCCCAAGUCUAAUCAGCCACCGUCAAUAAUAGAGUCUUGGCAAUCAAGAACCAAAUGGGUAAAAUUUGCAUUCUUAGCAUCGACAGCGUUGGCAUGCGAGACAUUCUCUCCAGUAAAAGCUUUGGCAUAUUUGGAAAACGCGCUCAAACUGAAAUUCGGUAAUUUAGAAGCCAUAAUCGCCGAUUAUUUCGAUGUCGCUGCUGGCUCCGACGUUAGAGGUAUUUUCACCGCCAUGCUCCUUUCCUUGAAAGACCAAGGACUUCCAAUUUUCAAGGCUGACGACACGUGGAGGUUUUUGUCUGAACAAGAGAAGAGAUUUUACCGCUCUUCUGGUUUUGGUUUUGAGUGA
Messenger RNA from Carya illinoinensis, 507 nucleotides. RefSeq names its product patatin-like protein 6. Bases 1 to 507 code for a protein of 168 amino acids. NCBI's taxonomy places the organism in Eukaryota, Viridiplantae, Streptophyta, Magnoliopsida, Fagales, Juglandaceae. The transcript has a single exon. The record is from RefSeq and is a predicted model, not a curated record.